AUGGCUCCUACUCUCCUCGUCGUCGGCGCCACGGGCAACACUGGGACAGGUGUUGUUAAAACCUUGUCAGAGCUUCUAAAAACCAACAAGCUCUUUUCCAGCCAUAGGAUUCUUGCUCUCACACGCUCCUCAAGUGGAACCGUGGCACAGCAACUCGCCGCUUUACCCAAUGUCGAAGUAGCUGAACUUCCCUGGGUUGACAUCACGGCAGACUGGCUCCAGGAACAAAACGUCGUCAGGGCCUUUAUCGCGUCACAUAACCAGCCCAACCAAUUCGCCGAAGAGUCAACGUUUCAUCUUGCUGCCCUUAAUGCAGGUAUUGAGUACGUUGUUCGGAUCUCAACAACUGCUGCGAAUGUGCGCCCAGAUUGCCCUGCCUACUACCCCAGGACGCACUGGGCAAUCGAGGCCUUGUUGAGCUCGCCGGAGUUCCAACGUCUGCAAUGGACUUCGCUGCAGCCGAAUAUCUUCACGAACUUUACUCUUUAUCCUGCUGCAGAAUUGGUUAAAGAAUUUCGAAAAACCAGGAAGCAGCAUCCCCUUAGGCUCUUAGCUUCAGAGGAUGCACCUAUUGGUAUUGUUGAUCCGUAUGAGGUUGGAGUUUUUGCAGCUCGCCUCUUGAUCGAAGAUGAUGUUUCCCCGCAUAACAGAGCGAAGUACGUUUUAAACGGACCGGAGGAUAUCACUGGGCGACAGAUUGUGGCUAUGGUGGAACAGGAAAUUGGCACUAAAGUUGAAGAAGUCCACUUCAAAGAUAUGUCGUUUCUUGAACAUGUGGCCGCCCAGAGUCAGGAGUCGAAGAGCGUGAUUCUAUCGAUUAGGCAUGCUGGUGAGACAGCGUGGGAGGGGAAAUGCACAGCAUCCACAACGAGCAAAGAGGUUCUCGAGUUUUCUGCACCGAAGAAUGCACCCGCCGGCCUUUUCAAAGCGAUGUUGGAGGGAUAG
Molecule: messenger RNA, 945 nt
Organism: Ilyonectria robusta
Lineage: Eukaryota; Fungi; Ascomycota; Sordariomycetes; Hypocreales; Nectriaceae
Exons: 1
Coding region: 1-945 (314 amino acids)
Source: RefSeq, a predicted model, not a curated record